GGGGGGGGGAGUGCUUCGUGAUAUAUCCCGUUCACAACCGAGAGCAAAGCGCAACAGCAGUCUGAGUCGGUCACGGCAGCUGCAAAAGAAGCGUCCGCGCACAGUUUGCUCAUUCCUUUACUUUCAGUUUGGCCUGGGCCUCGUGAAACAGAGGUACUGAGCACUGCGUCUCACUCAGACAGAAACUACUGGUCAGCGUCCAGGACAGACGGUCCCAGAGCCGCAACGCCAGUCUGCAACUAACAAUUGAUAUCUCUGAUCCAGAGGAAGUUACGCGAAGGUUGUUGCUAGACUAAGCCAGGGCUCCUGUCUCCUGCUGUGUUGAUCCCUGAUGGACCCAGGCUGGACUCUGCUCUGCCUCCUACUGGUUCUGCAGGGAACUGCAGGCCAGGCGCUGCAGUGCCGUGUGUCUCCUGUAGGGGUGCUCCACCCUGUUCAGGCUCAACUGGACACCUGGGGGGUGGGGCCAGGCUGUGCUGCCAGGGAGACAGGCACUAAGGAGACGCAUGUGGUCGCCCUGGGGACAGCUACACACAGUCCAGACAGACAGGUGACUGUGCACCUGCGCCCCCUGUCUCCCUCCCCCCUGUCUCCCUCCUCCCUCCUGGCCAGGGAGGUACUCAUGGUCCUGGUUUCCCAACAGCCAGUGCGCUGGAGGCUGGAGGCACAGUCACUGCCCCCCAACAUGCAUGUGCUGGUGCAGGUGUCACCUAACUCAUCGGUCCAUUCCUCCAGUCUACCAAUCAGGGUGCAGCUGCUGUCCUCUCUGCCCUUCAGGCCACGCCCACUCCUGCGCUGGACCCUGCAUCGCCAUGGCAACCUGUCUUCGCUCACACACACGCUUCACGCCAACCGCGUCUACAUACGUCUAGGGGAAGAUCCCACAAUGCCUAGCGUGUGCAAGCUUCAGCCUCUCUUCCUGUCCCACAACUACUUGACCUCUGACUUGCAGAACCAGGAAGUGCGUGGCUGCUUGCCGUCUGCGGGAGCCAGCCAGCCAGAGGUCCAUGUGAUCAGACUGAUGUCUGCUGGGUCUGGCCUCUGUGGCUCCCUGCAGGUGGAGGUGCCUGUCUCUCUGCUGCCCCCAGUGGCCAGUGCAGGCAGGUGCAGGCUGGUCCUCAUCCUCAGCAGUGAGGUUCCAGUCAACUGGGCCCUCACUGCCUCUAGACUAAAGGGACACAUCACUGUCUACUCGUCCAAUAGCGUGUCUCCUCUCCACCCUGAGGAGGCGGGGCUGACCCUGUCCAGGAGUAUGAAUCCUGACCUCUCUUCCACCCCUGACCUACUGGCCUGGGCCAAUCAGACUGGCUUCCCCAUGGUGACCUCCUACACAGAGGCUAGCCUGGCCAAUCGCUUUGUGAUCCAAGUGGUAGGGGGUGGGACAGAUGAAUCAGGCUGGCCCCCCAACCCCCUCCCCUGGGUUCAGGAGCGUCGUCUAAGACUGUGGUUGGCAGGGGAUGGGGCCGGAGGCGGGGCCAGUGCUGGGGGCGGGGCCAGCAAAGGGCGGGAGGCGAUCAGUGUCCGCUGUCAGGACGGCCGCCUCAACGUAGCCGUGGACAAACACGUCCUCCAGGCCCUCCUUCCCCCCCAGGCCCUGUCUCCCUCUGAGGCCCUGGUCACACUGAAGGACCCCCAGUGCCAGGCCAGCUCCAACAACAGUCACUUCCUGUUGACCUACCCAGUCAUUUCCUGUGGGACGGAGGGGUUGAUUGAGAGAGAGCCCAGAGGGGUGACCUACAGAAACAGGGUGUUGCUAUGGAUACAGCAGCUUGCCGCCAACCUGAAGCGCAAUGAGACAGAGAGGUGGACCCCACUGGCUGUCCACUUCAGCUGUUUUGCCGCGGCCCCCACUCCCCUGCGCCCCCCCAGCCCCCCGGCCCCCUCCUGUGUGCCCCUGCCCCAGCCCUGGGGCCACUGGGGGCCAGUGUCUGGCUCAGGGCCCCUGCUCUCCCUGCAGCUGUCUGUGUCUGAGAGCCGCAGCAGCAGGCUGGUGGGCCCCUGCACUGUCGUCUCAGACCAGCGCGUCUACGUGGAGGUGACAGCUCGGGAUGGAGGAGAAGGAGGAGGGGGAGUGGAGGUGAGGUCCUGUGAGGUCUCCCCCCUGUCUCACCCCUGGGGCUCCCCUACCUGGAAGAUCAUCACUGAUGGGUGCUCCUCAGAUACCUCCCUCACCCUCAGCAGGAUAGAGGAGGAGGAGGAGGAGGACUGGUCGUUCACCCCAGACAGACACCUCCCUUUCGGGAAGAUGAGAGAUGGAGGCAGAGAGAGGAGAGGAGGGGGGAUGGGAGGAGAGGAGAGGAAAGAAGGAGGGAUGGAAGGAGAGGAGAGGAGAAGAGGGAUGGGAGAGGAGAGGAGAGAAGGAGAGAGGAAUGAAGGAGGGAUGGAAGGAGAGGAGAGGAGAGGAGGGAUGGGAGAGGAGAAGAUACACAGACUGAGGUUUAGCUUCAUCCUGCGGCCGGUCUACAACAACUCUGUCCAGUUCCUCCACUGUAAGCUGGAUGUCUGCAGUCCUCUGUCUGGCCAGCAGGGGGCAGGACCCUCCAGCUCCAAGCCAGCUUGCCAGGGGGCGCUGCUCAUCCCAGCCCUGCUACCAACACACCUACACCAGCAGUGUGUGACCAGGUACUUGUACAGACCCAUGCUGGUGACACAUCUCCAGGGAGGGGCCAGGCCUGCAGCCCCCCCUCCUGGUCAGAAGGUGCCACCCAGCCUGCCUCUGUGGGUCCGGCCGGCCCCGCCCCAAACCAGCAGAGGGCUGGAGUCAGCCGAGUAUAACCCAGGUGUGCACACAGGCCUGGUGCUGGUGAUCGUCUUCACUGCCUUUCUGAUGGGAUCUGGCCUCACAGGGGCUCUGUGGUGCAUCUACACCCACACAGGGUCUUCUCCACCAAUCAGAAGAGGAAGCCUGCUCAACACGGGAGAGCCAGACCACGGCACCUGGAACUCUGCAGUGCAGUUGGAACCUUCUAGAGAAGAUUUCAUCCAGCAGGUCUAAAAGACUAAACUGACGAGACCCCAGCACCAGUGUGUGUGUGUUUGUACUCUGAUGGUGUGUGUGUACUCUGAUGGUGUGUGUGUACUCUGAUGUUGUGUGUGUUUGUGUGUACUCUGAUGGUGUGUGUGUGUGGACCACAGUAAGCUGGCAGUUGUUCUUGCUGUUCUGCUUUGUGUUUGUGCUCUCAUCAGUCCUGUGAAG
Osmerus eperlanus (European smelt) is the source of this 3196-nucleotide messenger RNA. It is a transcript of the gene engl, whose product is annotated as endoglin, like. Gene Ontology annotation, biological process: cell migration; transforming growth factor beta receptor signaling pathway; regulation of transforming growth factor beta receptor signaling pathway. Lineage: Eukaryota; Metazoa; Chordata; Actinopteri; Osmeriformes; Osmeridae. Gene Ontology annotation, cellular component: cell surface. The record is from RefSeq and is a predicted model, not a curated record. The coding region runs from base 332 to 2995 and encodes 887 amino acids. The transcript is spliced from 19 exons. Gene Ontology annotation, molecular function: transforming growth factor beta binding; glycosaminoglycan binding; transforming growth factor beta receptor activity.